Phytophthora nicotianae INRA-310 is the source of this 2329-nucleotide messenger RNA. RefSeq lists its product as hypothetical. Lineage: Eukaryota; Oomycota; Peronosporomycetes; Peronosporales; Peronosporaceae. Gene Ontology annotation, molecular function: protein binding. The record is from RefSeq and is a predicted model, not a curated record. The transcript has a single exon. Bases 110 to 2218 code for a protein of 702 amino acids.
AAAUUUGGACGGAAUUCACAAUAAUGUGCUUGAAUGAUUAUGCACUAUUUGUGUACACCACGUUCGUUUAACACCGGCCACACACCAGCAGCCGCGUCAUCUGAGCUUCAUGCUGGCUAAGGUGGCGCGUCGGCGCUCGUCGUGGUUGCGCUCGCUGGUCACGGCUCGGCGUUUGUCGCGGCCGCUGCAGGUGGAGGCUACUGCGCAGACACGCGAGGACGACGACGAUGACGAGGCAGCUUCAGAUAAGCGGCUGCCAGCCCGCGGGGGGAGAAGAUCGUCAGGUGUAAAGCCUCAGAGUCUAAACGCCUACCUGCAACUGCAGCUGCGCGCCAGUGGUGGUGAAAAUGCGACGAUUGCUGCAGGUUUAAAGAGGCGGGAGACGGAGAGACUGGUUAAAGAGCAGGUGAUGAAGGACCAGGAGGUGACGCUGCAGGCCGACGCGAAGGUCGGGGAAUUCCCCUCGCUCAUCUUUAGCGGCUCACCAGACCCGAAGGACAUCGAUAGAGCUAGAAAGAGUUUACACAAACUGGCGAUGGAUUUAGCGGAUCCUUGUGCGGCAGUGGCCAAAGAGACGGGCUUCAUGCGAGCCAGGAGACAGCUCAAGGCCGCAACAGGCAAGCUAGACCGCAUGCUAUACGCGAUGCGCCAACGACAGGAUUACGCACAAGUGGAGGCGGUGGUAUUUUUAUGGGAGAAGGAGUUUCCACACUUUGCAGGCCAACGCAAGCACUGGUGCGUCAUCUGCGAGCACUACGCCUGGGCUCUCAACAGCCAACAGCGAUUCCACGACGUCGCGGACAAGUUCUCCGCGUGCUACAGGGGGGAGAAACAAAACAUACAGAGCCUCAGUAUCUUGACACCGCGUCUGGCUCAGUCCAUUUUUGUUGCGCUUGGGCAUCUGCGCGAUGCUGAUGGAGCGCUGCUGCUGCUGGAUACAAUGCAGCGCCAUGGUGUUCAUGUGACGAAAGUAUCCUACUUCCACAUACUGAAUGCUCUGCUGCAUGACCAAACGUUUACAGAUUUUGAGCGUGUGAUGCAGAUCUGCGAGGAGAUGGUCACUAAACUGCCUGAUGAGAUUGUUCCCAUGUCGCUGCUGCCGAUGGUUAUGAUGACUGCAGCAGCUUGUGGCGAAUCCAAACGCGCAAUGAAGUUUUACAGUCACCCGCCGGACAUGCCCAUGUCGAUCUUCACGGAGUUUCGUUUCGAGAUCUGUUUGCAGCAGUUGAAUCACUUGGGAGAAGACGAGAUGUUGAUGGAGAUGUAUCGGAACUUGAUGGAGUCGGUAGAAGCAAGUCGCGAUCUCAAGGAGCGAGUGUCGAAGUAUCUUUUCAGAAAGCGAGUUGCGCUUACUACUGUUGACACUCGCGACAAACGGCUCGACGUGGCGUGUGAGAUCUUAGAUAUCAUGAACCAGCACAAAAUUCCCGUUAGCCACCACGCCAUCUAUCCACUACUGCGCACGCUAUUGCUCGAUCCACUGCCUCUGAAUUGUGGUGAUGGUGCCGACGACCAUGUAGACAACGAACAAGGUCAAAUUCAGGUGGAGACAGCGGACGAUCUACGCAAGUUUUUCUCGUGGUAUCCGCACUCGCUGGAGUGGAAUGAGUUCAUCUUAUGUGAAGCUAUUGUCGCUGGUGUUCGCGCUAAUCGAGCUGAUUUAGUCGAUGAUCUGUGUGUAUACGCGUUGGAUAAUGGCAUGCCGAUCAAGUACGCAGCGUUGGAGCAGGUGGUGGUGUACUACUAUCGAUUGGGUCUCAUUAAAGAUCUCGAGCGAGUGUCUGCUAUGGUACGUGCACUGCGUCUAAACAAGCACAUUCCCUUGGGUAUUGCAGUGACAGAGAUCGGAAUGGCAGCCAACUUCCGCCUUCAUCGAUAUGAGGAAGUAGUCAUGCUCUUCGAGGAUUUCUCGUCGCUAGAUGGUGAGCAGAAACGAGCUCUGAAGCGGAGGUUCAUGUUGCGGACAGUCCUGAAUGCGUACAAACACUUGGGACGUGGGGACGAAGCUAUGGCGAUUCAAGAGCUGCUCCGUCAAUAUCACCGUACUCUAUUAGAUGGAAGUGAGAGUAUCGAAGAGGGGGAAGCAAAUAAGGAGAUGACGCUGGAUGAAGAAAGAAGCGCAGAAGAGAAGGAACUGGUCGAGGAUAGCAAUAGUGACGAGGUUGGAGAGCAGGAGCGAUUGUCUUUACGUCGCUUUAACCGCCACAACUCUCGCUAGAAUCAACAGUAUACAAAGCCGUCGGCUUAAUGUCCUGGACUUCUUAUAUCUACACCAAUAACUUGAAGCUCUUUUUGAUGAUAUCUAUUUGAAGAAGCAACAAUUGUGGAG